This is a messenger RNA of Capsicum annuum, 1461 nucleotides long. Its product is annotated as receptor kinase-like protein Xa21. The transcript is spliced from 3 exons. Lineage: Eukaryota; Viridiplantae; Streptophyta; Magnoliopsida; Solanales; Solanaceae. Gene Ontology annotation, molecular function: protein binding; ATP binding; protein kinase activity. The coding region runs from base 1 to 1461 and encodes 486 amino acids. The record is from RefSeq and is a predicted model, not a curated record. Gene Ontology annotation, biological process: protein phosphorylation.
AUGAGUGGUCUUCUCUAUCUAGAUGUGUCACAAAAUUCUAUAGAGGAAGAAGUUCCACAAGAUAUUGGAGAACUGAAGGCCAUUGUACUAUACUUUUACAGUAACAACCUUUCAGGUGUAAUACCUAGUAGAUUGGGGGAACUCCCGCACCUGCAGUAUCUUGACCUAUCAAACAAUUCAUUUUCCAACCAAAUUUCAUUAUCCUUUUCCAACUUGAUAAGCUUAGAAUACUUGGAUCUGUCCUUAAAUUCCUUGUCAGGUACUCUUCCUAAGUCCUUGGAAAAACUCUCAUACCUUACAAGCAUUAAUGUUUCAUUUAAUGUUUUAGAUGGUGAGAUACCAAGUGGUGGCGUGUUUGUAAAUUCCACUCUGCAAUCAUUUCUUGGGAAUAAAGGUCUAUGUGGAAUGCACAUAUUGGAGGUUCCUGAUUGCCCUAUCACUAAAUCUGGACAACAAUCAAAGUCUAAGAAGCUUGUGCUAAAAAUUGUUAUUCCAGUGGUUACUUCUUCCUUUAUGACAUUCUUGUUGGUCUCAAUUUGGAUAAUGAAAAGGACGAAGAUAGCAAAGUCCAAAGAUGCUGAAAAGAUUCAACGAGCAAUAAGUAAUUUUGAUGGAUCAAAUUUAAUCGGUGUGGGAAGUUCUGUCUCUGUGUACAAAGCAACAUUAUCUAGCAGAACUGUGGUGGCUAUAAAGGUUUUGGAUUUGGAAAAUGAGCAAGUAUGGAAGAGGUUUGAUAUCGAAUGCGAAGUGAUGAGAAAUGUUAGACAUAGAAAUCUUGUCCCUCUGAUUACUACUUGUUCUAGUGAGUAUAUAAGAGCCUUUGUUCUGCAAUAUAUGUCCAACGGGAGCCUUGAGAAUUGGUUGUACAGAGAAGAUUGCCAAUUGAACCUUAACCAAAGAGUCAUUGUGAUGCCAGAUGCAGCUAUGGAAAUUGAAUAUCUACAUCAUGGUAAUGAAACUCCGAUAGUUCACUGCGACCUAAAGACAUCAAACAUUCUUUUGGAUGAAGAUAUGGUGGCUCAUGUUGGUGAUUUUGGCAUCUCCAAAAUUUUAGCGGUAAGCAAGUCUAUGGAACACACCAAGACAUUGGGCACUCUGGGAUAUAUUGCUCCAGAAUAUGGCUCGGAGGGAAUAGUAUCCACUAGUGGUGAUGUUUAUAGUUACGGAAUCAUGUUGAUGGAGGUUUUGACCAAAAGACGGCCAACAGAUGAAGAGAUAUGCAAUGAGAAUCUCGACUUGAGGAAAUGGAUAACACAAUCAUUUUCAGGAACUAUGCUGGAAGUUGUGGAUGCCAAUCUUUUUCCUGAGGAAGAACAGAUCACUUCUAAAGUUGAAAUCUGCAUAGCUUCCAUGGUCGAGUUGGCUUUAGAUUGCACAAAGGAAAAUCCAGAAUCAAGAAUAACCAUGAAAGACGUAGUCAAGAGGCUUAACAAAAUCAAGAACACAUUUCUGGAAACGUAG